Hibiscus syriacus is the source of this 1268-nucleotide messenger RNA. RefSeq lists its product as uncharacterized. The coding region runs from base 85 to 1062 and encodes 325 amino acids. The transcript has 5 exons. The record is from RefSeq and is a predicted model, not a curated record. Lineage: Eukaryota; Viridiplantae; Streptophyta; Magnoliopsida; Malvales; Malvaceae.
UGGCAAUGCGAAACGGUGGUAAAACACCAACCACAACAAGGUCAAGUUAGGAGUCGCAUGUAACAAGUGCUGCUCGACGGGAAAAUGGAAGUUUUCUAUCUCUUAUGCUCAAUCCUGUCCACAUUUUUCACUUCCCUCGCUCUCUCUCUCUUCCUUCCCUUCCGCUUCUACUUCACGCGCCACCGUCCUCAUCCUCCACUCUCCACCACCCAAGUUGAAGCUGUUUCUCUCUACGAAGGUACUGUAUGGCACGAGCGUCGCCGCCCCAUCCGCCAUUCUUUCCGGUACUCCGUUCGCUACGCUCUUUUCGACCUAGAUCACGCUCCCAACACGCCUCCCGACCACCUUUCCGUCGAAGAGGCUCGUAGGUUUACCAAAACUGACGGCCCUGUUUUUCUGCUAACAAUUCCUCCAAGCGUGGGGUACGAACAGAAUCCAUUGAGCAUAUAUUAUUGCUAUGAUUUGGAAGGAAACGCUAAGCUUCUGAAGAAGUGCAUUGCUGAGGUAACUAAUACCCCCUGGGGCGAAAGAGUAUUAUUUGUUUUCGACCCAGAUUCUGAUUUAGUGGCAAAACCAUUGCAUGUCAGCCCUUUCAUGGAUAUGCUCGGGAAUUGGAGCCUUAGAGCAAAUGCUCCUGAUCAAAAUUUACUGGUUACAAUUUCUGUUCAACAUCCUGAGCUUGGUGAUUAUUUUUUCGCCACCUUGAAAGCCAAAAGAGUCUCUCAGGAAUCAGUGCAUGACCAUGCACUGUUUUUCUGGUUGAUGCCUCAUAAAGUUGCCCUGUGGAUAUACUGGCAUGUAAGUCGAACUAAAAAGUGCUCAACUUUGGCUCUAAAGCUAUGGUGGAAAAAUGUGUCAUUCAUACAACAUCCGAGGUACACUAAGCCGUCAUACAGAGAGGAAGCUUCGAAUCGAAAUAGGAAACUGCUAUGCUGUCCUGGAUUAAGAUGGAACAAAGACAAACACAUGCAGGUUGGAGGAAGUGAUUCGGUAACCGAGGUUGAGACAGAUCAUGAGGAACGAUGUUUUGUAUGGAGAGAUGCUAAGUGGCCAUGGUCUUGAAUACUACAUGAGUGAUGAGUGAGCUUUCCCUAUCAUUUUGAGCCCAUUAUGCUUUAUUACAAACAAUAUCGAGCUUGCAGGCCAAACAAAAGAAGGAAUAGUGUUCUAUUCGAGACUGGUGUUGGCUAUUGCAAUAAGGUAAUUAAAUAUCAUGAACCAAGUCUAUAUAUAGGUGGAGAUAUUCCCUUGAAGAGCUUAAUUGAGUA